AUGCGUUUCGAAGAUGGUUUUCAAUGCAAGAAGGCACUGAUUUCAUGGAGCAUUGUAAAGGGUUAUCCUAUUCAUUUUAGGAGAGUGAACAAGGAGCAAUGUGAGGCUUUUUGUGAGGAUCCUUGUCCCUGGAGAAUGUUUGCAAGUAUGCUGAAGAAAGAGAGUUCUUUGGUGGUCAAAGUUCUACAGGAGGAGCACACUUGUUCAUUUGCAGUGGGUAAUAAACAGGCUAGUUAUAAGUGGAUUGGGGAGCAAUACACAGAGGUUUUCAGAGUUAGACCUCAGAUGUGUAUUGAAGAGUUUAGGAACGAUGUUAAAAGGAGAUUUAACAUAGCUAUUCCUAAUGGGAGGUUGUAUAGAGCUAAGGCACAUUCAUCUGUGCAGGGUCACUAUAACAAGUUGAGAAGUUAUAUUCUUGAGUUGAUGAGGGUGGAUAGGGGAGGGGGGCAACUGUUAUGUGCCAUAGGAAAGGAUGGCAAUAACCAGAUGUACCCAAUAGCUUGGGCCGUAGUAGAGGUGGAAAAUGAGGCUUGUUGGAAGUGGUUUUUAGGUAUAUUGCUCGAAGAGCUUGGAAUCCAUGAUGGGAAUGGUUUUACACUGAUUUCUAAUCAGCAAAAGGGGCUAACAAAUGCUGUCAAGGAGUUGGCUCCAUUGGCAGAGCACAGAAACUGUGCUCGCCAUGUCUACAUGAACUGGAAAAAGCAGUUCAAAGGUGUUGCCUUGAAGAACCUAUUCUGGCAAGCAGUGAGGGCCACAUACAUGGAGGAAUGGGAUGCAGUCAUGGAGACUCUAAAAACUGAAAAUAUGAUGGCAUAUGAUGAUCUGCUGAACAGAGAUCCUACCAGGUUUUGUAAGGCUUUCUUUUCAACUUGCUGUGUGAGUGACAUGAUGGAUAAUAAUGUGUCAGAAACGUUUAAUGGGUAUAUUCUGAGUGCUAGGGUGAAACAUAUCAUCCAUAUGUUAGAGGACAUUCGAAGUGGGCUGAGGGAAAGACAAUAUAAGAAGUUUCAACAUGUUAUGACUAUCACUGAUAUAAUUACACCAGUUAUUAGGAAGAAACUUGAGAAGCUUAAAUCACUAGCAAGGUAUUGUACUUCUCACCUUGGGCUAGGAGGAAAGUUUGAAGUGUCAAACAAAGAUGACAUGUUUAUUGUCUCUCUUCCUGAGAAGACUUGCAGUUGUAGAGGUUGGGAGAUAACUGGUAUACCUUGUGUGCAUGUUGUUUCUGCUAUUCACUUUAUGAAGGAGGAUCCAGCCGUGUAUGUGCAUCACUAUUUGAGCACAGAGACUUAUUUGAGGGCAUACUCCUUCCCACUUGAGCCAAUCAAUGGUGAGAGGUUGUGGCCAAAGGCUGAGGGAUAUCCAGUUCAACCCCCACAGGUGAGGAUCAUGCCCGGCAGACCAAAGAAGAAUAGAAGAAGAGACACAGAUGAGAAGGGCCCUAAACAGCCUUCAAGGCUGAGAAAGACUGGUUGUAAGAUGACAUGCCAACGGUGUUUACAACAGGGUCAUAAUUCCAGAGGAUGUAUGAAUGAUGAAGUACAGAAACCUGAUGGUGAGAAAAGGAAGCCUGGACGCCCUCGAAAGUACCCAAUCCCUGAACCAACAGAAGCAACAAUCCCAACAAACCCUACUGAUACCACAGAGGCUACAUCAAGAGGAAGGGGCAGAUGCAGGCCCAAGGGAAGUGGCAGUGGCAGGGGUAAGGGUAGGGCUAGGGAUAUUACAAUGGAGAGGCAAGAGGCAAGCAAAGGAAUAGGACUUUACUGUGGAGAGCAAACAGGCAAUUCAUAUAUUGCAUCUGGGAGUGGACUGCAGCAAAUCCUAAGGGGAGAAGAGAUCUGCCUGACGGGCCCCACACAAGAAUCUCAAUCCAAUCCUUGA
Salvia miltiorrhiza (redroot sage) is the source of this 1884-nucleotide messenger RNA. RefSeq lists its product as uncharacterized. The record is from RefSeq and is a predicted model, not a curated record. NCBI's taxonomy places the organism in Eukaryota, Viridiplantae, Streptophyta, Magnoliopsida, Lamiales, Lamiaceae. The coding region runs from base 1 to 1884 and encodes 627 amino acids. The transcript has 4 exons. Gene Ontology annotation, molecular function: zinc ion binding.